AGGAUCGUAGCUUUCAACACGGUGAGAAAUGGGAGCAACGCCAGAGCGUCUUCUCGUCACGCUUCUCCUCAGUCAGGUCCUUCACCUUAUACUCUGUUAUGAUGUUUUUAUCGAUGAUAAGUCGGCGUCUCAAGUUAUCAGAGCAAAGAGAGCAAACUCGCCCUUCGAGGAGCUGAAGCAAGGAAAUCUGGAAAGGGAGUGUGUGGAGGAGAUCUGUAAUCAUGAGGAAGCUCGAGAGGUGUUUGAGAGCCCUGAUAAAACGACCUUAUUUUGGGAUGCAUACUUAGCGUGUGCUGGCCCCACAUUGCAGAGGAAUCCUCCAAAUAUCAACCAAAUAAGAACCUGUGUAGAUCACAAAGAUCUCUGCUACAUUAAUGUUGGUGAAGGCUACAAUGGUAAUGUCAGUAUCACCAUGUCUGGACGGUCAUGCCAAUUUUGGAAGAGCAACUUUCCCCACAAAAUAGUUGAGUUCAAUACAACAGAGUUGAAACUGCCAGAGAAUUUCUGCAGGAACCCGGAUAAGAGCCCCAGUGGCCCGUGGUGCUUUACCAGCGACCCCACUGUCAGGAGAGAGAAAUGCGCCGUGCCGAAAUGCGGUGAAAAAAUGCCAUCAGUUCCCACUGUCCCUGCAAAGAGUGUGGAAGAGACCUACCAUAAGACUGACUGUCUACACGACGAUGGGGAGAGCUACACAGGAACCCUCUCUGUAACUCUGGGUGGACACACCUGCCUGGACUGGAACCUGCCCAAGGUAAAAGCUCUAAGUGUGGGCAAAGACUUUAAGCCAGAGGUGAACCUAUUGAAGAACUACUGCAGGAACCCAGAUGGAGAUCUGGAGGGCCCAUGGUGCUACGUAAGGGGCCUGUCUGGAAACAUUACCUUUGACUACUGUGACUUAGAGCUGUGUGAUGCUCCUGUGGAUGGGGUUUUAGAUGAGGAGACUGUUCGACAGAGAACUGUUAUUAAAAAGGACACUUUCUUUAGCCCAAGGAGCUUUGGCCAGGGCGAACUGGAAUGUGGUGUACGACCGAUGUUCGAAAAAAUAAACAAAGCGGACGGAACAGAAGAGGAGCUCAUCAAAUCAUACGAAAAAAGAAUCGUGAACGGAGAAAAUGCUGAAGUAGGAAGUGCACCAUGGCAGGUGAUGCUGUAUAAGCGCAGUCCACAGGAGCUGCUGUGUGGAGCUAGUUUGAUCAGUGACGAGUGGAUCCUCACUGCCGCCCACUGCAUCCUUUACCCACCGUGGGGCAAGAAUUUCACCAGUAAUGAUAUUCUCGUGCGCCUGGGGAAACAUUCUCGUGCCAAGUAUGAGAGGGGCACGGAGAAGAUUGUAGCCAUUGACGACAUCAUCGUCCAUCCUAAAUAUAACUGGAAAGAAAAUCUGAACAGAGACAUCGCUCUGCUGCACAUGAAGAAACCCGUCACCUUCACCAAUGAGAUCCACCCUAUUUGCAUGCCCACCAAGAAUAUCGCAAACAUUUUGUUGUCAGUUGGCCACAAGGGCCGGGUGACAGGCUGGGGGAACCUGAAGGAAUCAUGGACGUCGAGUCCUCAAAACCUUCCUUCUGUGCUGCAGCAGAUCCACCUGCCCAUCGUCAACAUGGAUGACUGCCGCAAAUCCACUUCUAUCCGCAUUACUGAUAACAUGUUCUGUGCAGGUUACAGCCCAGAGGAUAACAAGAGAGGUGAUGCAUGUGAAGGGGACAGUGGAGGACCUUUUGUCAUGAAGAACCCAGACGAUAAACGCUGGUAUCAGAUUGGCAUUGUCUCGUGGGGCGAGGGCUGCGAUCGGGAUGGGAAGUACGGAUUCUAUACCCAUCUGUUCCGCAUGCGCCGCUGGAUGAGGAAGAUCAUUGAGAAAUCAGACGGUGGUGAUGAUGACUGAUGUUCUCAUGAAAAAAAUAAUAAUAAUAAAGUUUAAAUCACUGUUUAGCGUUAAAUCCAACAACCAAUAAAGAUUAUUAUUUUUAAA
Messenger RNA from Trichomycterus rosablanca, 1972 nucleotides. RefSeq names its product coagulation factor II (thrombin) (gene f2). The transcript has 14 exons. Bases 29 to 1885 code for a protein of 618 amino acids. NCBI's taxonomy places the organism in Eukaryota, Metazoa, Chordata, Actinopteri, Siluriformes, Trichomycteridae. Gene Ontology annotation, biological process: proteolysis; blood coagulation; positive regulation of blood coagulation. The record is from RefSeq and is a predicted model, not a curated record. Gene Ontology annotation, cellular component: extracellular region. Gene Ontology annotation, molecular function: serine-type endopeptidase activity; calcium ion binding.